Petromyzon marinus (sea lamprey) is the source of this 3524-nucleotide messenger RNA. The record is from RefSeq and is a predicted model, not a curated record. NCBI's taxonomy places the organism in Eukaryota, Metazoa, Chordata, Hyperoartia, Petromyzontiformes, Petromyzontidae.
ACACCCACUCGCCCAUUCACUCACCCACACACUCACUCAACUCACGAUAAUAAAAAAGUUGAGUCGUGAAAGGUGUGGCUCCGAAACUAUGUGGUCAACAAUGGUAACUCACAAGGAAGUAAGUCUAACAUUUUUUAUUUGCAUUCACUGGAUCUGUCACUGCUGAGAUGCUAGCUUAGGGCCAUGUAUCAGGGUGUGAGUCUCUGAAGGGGGUUGGUCCAACAUAGUCGAGUCAGAGAGACACUCACAGAGCCAGCACCAUUGAGAUCGCACGCAGCUCUAGAGUUUCGUCAGAGUUUCGUUGUCGAGACUCCGGCGGCAGCGAGCGAUGGAGCUCACAGUGAAAUUCUUCCGCACGCUCGUCUUCUUUUUGGUCACGUUCUACUUCUCAGAGGUUCUGGUGCAAGCUCCAUCCCUAGAUGACAAGUUUUGCCCCCCAGGGAAAUAUAGCAGCAAGACUGGUGUGUGCUGCAAUAUGUGUAUGGAAGGGACGUUUGUCUUAAGUGAGUGCACAUCCAGUGGUGAAGAUUCAGUUUGCGGUUCCUGCGUGGAGGGUGAAACGUACACGGAAGAACAAAACCACUUGGCAGACUGCAACGAGUGCAGCUCCUGCAGUGUUGGUGAAGAGGAGGUGCUUCCUUGUAAAAGCACACGUAACACUGUUUGCCAGUGUAAGGAAGGCUACUACAGAUCGACAUACUCAGAGAAGUGUGAAAAGACAAUCCCAGGGCCAGGUUGGAUGGUGGUUGGUCUAAUUAUUACAUUGAUUUUGAUCAUCAUUGCUUUAAUUCUGUCAUUAUGUUAUUUUUACCGAAAAUGGAGAUGCAAAGUUUUAAAUGGAAGGAAUUAUGAAGAAGUCUCUCUGAUUGAUGGACUUUUCAAUGUUAGACACUGGAAGUCGAGACAGAAACUGAUUUACAAGAACAGAAAAAGGCUGCAGAGCUCCAUUGCCAAAAACCCUCAACACCUCCUCGAUGAACUGGACAGCCAGGGGACCAUCUCUCACAGCGUCUACCGAGAGGUCCAGGACACUCCCACCAGCUCUGACCGUGCGGCAAAUCUGAUCCAACAAUUUCUGAACCACGGCGAGACGGCCUGCCAGAACCUCUUAGACACCCUCCACGCAACCGGAGACAAGUAUCCGGACCUUGCAGACUGGCUGGAUUCCCUCGAACGUCAAUCCAUUGUGGUCGUUGAAGGAAGAAAUAUGCAUCUCGUCCGCAGAAAUAAACUUCAUCUGAAGCGGUGGAUCAGCGAUAACCCAGACUACCUCAUUGAGGAGCUGGAGAGUAAAUUUAUCAUUCAGAAGAACGUCUCCGACGAGGCCAAGAAUCAGCGCAAUUCUUUAGAAGUCACCGGCUUCCUACUCGAUCACAUUAUUAGCUGUGGGGAGGAGAGAUGUCGGGAAUUCCUCGAUGUGCUUAAAACCAUAAUCAGGUACCCAAAAGUUAACAAAUGGAUGAGCAUCCUCGAAAUGAAGGCGGAUCUUUACAAAGAAGAGAAUAGUUUGAAUCAAGUUGAGAAGGCGAGAAUCGUGGUCGUUGACGGCAAUGCACUAUACAUGAUCCGUGGCAAAAAGCCUGAACUGAAGAAGUGGAUUGCCAGUAACAGCUCCUCAUUUACUUUACUGGACAAGCUGAAGACGUGGCGACACAUCUCAGAGCACGUCCACUCCAAAGCUGCGGGGAUGGUCACAAUAGAACAAGCCGGAUUCCUGCUCGAUCACUUCAUUGAUGGAGGAGAGAGGAAGUGUCAUAGCCUGCUAGAGACACUCCAGGAGCUCAGAGAGCACUACCCACAAGUUGACACGUGGCUGGAUUCACUUGAAAACAACUCGCAGAUCGUGGUUGUGAAAGAGGGGAUGAGAGAAAGAAUCACCAAGAGCUACGAGGAUCUAAAACAGUGGAUUGCCAAGGAUCCCUGCGUCCUGCUGGACGAGCUGGACAGCAAGUGGUACAUCCAGCGGCACGUCUACAACACGGCCAGAGACAUCAAGGACAAGGGCGAGUGUGCCGCCUUCAUUCUCGAGCACUUCAUCAGCGGAGAUGAGGAAUACCAGAAGCUGCUGGUAGCUCUGAAAGCCGUGCAUCGACAUUACGAUGAUGCACUACGUACUUGGCUAAGCUCCCUAGGACUUACAAGGGAAACCAACAGCACCAAUCCCCCAGAGAAAAUAAUCGUGGUCGUGCCUGGGAACGCUGAGCACGUGAUCCGUGGCAAUAAGCCCGAUCUGAAGAAGUGGAUCGCCAGUGGCAGCUCCUCAUCUACUUUGCUGAACGGGCUGAUGGCGAGGGGACACAUCGCAAGACACGUCCAUUCCAAAGCCACGGGGAUGGUCGCAAUGGAACAGGCUGGCUUCCUGCUCGACCAUUUCGUAGACGGAGGAGAGAGGAAGUGUCAAAAGUUGCUGGAGACACUCCAGGAGCUCAAGGACGAAUUCCCCGAGAUCAAGCAGUGGCUCAGCUCUCUCGAAAAUAAGGCAGCGAUUGUGAUUGUGGAGGAGGGAACACGAGAGAGAAUGAUCACCAGCCGCAAAGAUCUAAAGCAGUGGAUCGCUAAGGACCCCUUGGUCCUGCUGGACGAGCUGGAUAGCAAGUGGUACAUACAGCGGCAUGUCUAUAACACGGCCAGAGACAUCAAGGACAAGGGCGAGUGUGCGGCCUUCAUUCUGGAGCACUUCAUCAGUGGAGAGGAGGAAUAUCAGAAGCUGCUGGUAGCUCUGACAGCCGUGCAGAAACACUACAAUCAGAGGCUACGCGAGUGGCUAACCUCGCUGGGUGAGUUAUGCAACAGAGAAGUCUCGAGGAGGUGGCUCAGAUGUUUUUCCGCCACCUGUGAUUCAAAUGAGGGCUUCCAUUUUCACCAGGUACUCCAAUUUCGCAAGAUGGUCCUCUGGCAAAUCCAGCAGGUUAUCAUGAGGCUGCAUUUAAUUUUAAUGACAAGGAAUCCUUGAAUAGCACUACAAUUACCCACUCGUUCAACACACCCCAAUGAAGACCCAAAGAUAGUUUCCAUGGCUGAUGAAACAUCAUAAUUGAUCUGCGCAGCCAUGAUCUGCGCACUUCUAGGUGAAGGACUUUACAAUCCAUAUCUACACCUCAUGGUCUCGCAAUACAACAACCCAUGAAGCUGAUGCUUACGAGUUGAUUUCAUCCUUCCGUCUCCACCAAUAACUUCAACCGCUGACUAUCAUAUCUUCCCACAAAGGGUCCAGUCCAAGCGUACUUUAGUGACCCUCUCCAGAGCGCUACGGUGGCUGGGAGAUGUACCUCGCCUUGUAUACAAGAGGUGGGCUCGAUGGCGACCCUGACACCUGUAUAAAACUAAAAACUACUUUUUUUAUUUUACCAGCUAAGGUCCACUGAGCUAUUUAGCUCUUUUUUAGAAGAAACCUGCCUAUAAUAAAUGAUGGCCCAACGAAAAGGUUUAUCACAUAGAAAUUUACAGCAGCCAAAAACUCUAAAUGCAUGCUUCUAAAUGUGGAGGAGAGAGAAACAUGCUCCAAAUAUACUGUUUAUACUGUA